AGUCGAUCAUCUUGUUUACUUUGUUUACACAUUUUUUAUGUCAUUACUCAUUGGAUAAUUUUUUUAUUUCUGAGUGUUUCUGAGGUUAUGAAAUUUGUUGUUUAAUUGUUAUUAUUGUUGUGUUUAUAAUAAAAUUAUAUGUCAUAUUUUUAUUGACGUUUUAUAAUUAAAAAUAAAUCAAUCAUUGUUGUUAUCAAAAUGGCUGGUGUACAUCGUGAAGCAAUUCAAAAAACAAUUCAACAAGAUUGGGCAAAUCGUGAAUACAUUGAAGUUAUUACUGGAAGUAUUAAAAAAAUUACAGAUUUUCUAAAUUCAUUUGAUAUGUCAUGUAGAUCAAGGCUUGCUGUUUUGAAUGAAAAAUUAACAACACUUGAACGUAGAAUUGAAUAUCUUGAAGCAUGUGUCACAAAAGGAGAAACUUUAACAUGAUAAUUUUGUCAUUUUGAUAAAUUUUAAUCUAAGAUAUACAUUACCAAAUAAAUAUGAUGAAUAAACAAAUUAUUAAAUAAAUUGAUAAAUUUUUUUAAACAAUUUAUAACAAUCAAUAAAGUGGUUUUGUUUUUUUCAUUUUUAAUGAAUAAACUUUGUAAUUUAUUGCGAUAAAUAUACUACAUUGUAAUAAUGUUGUUUACAUUUGUA
Molecule: messenger RNA, 639 nt
Organism: Aphidius gifuensis
Lineage: Eukaryota; Metazoa; Arthropoda; Insecta; Hymenoptera; Braconidae
Gene: HSPC300
Product: probable protein BRICK1-B
Exons: 3
Coding region: 199-429 (76 amino acids)
Biological process (GO): actin filament organization; regulation of actin polymerization or depolymerization; cell motility
Cellular component (GO): SCAR complex
Molecular function (GO): protein-containing complex binding
Source: RefSeq, a predicted model, not a curated record